Gadus morhua (Atlantic cod) is the source of this 7160-nucleotide messenger RNA. It is a transcript of the gene lmtkb, whose product is annotated as apoptosis-associated tyrosine kinase b. Gene Ontology annotation, molecular function: ATP binding; protein tyrosine kinase activity. Gene Ontology annotation, biological process: peptidyl-tyrosine autophosphorylation; brain development. The record is from RefSeq and is a predicted model, not a curated record. Lineage: Eukaryota; Metazoa; Chordata; Actinopteri; Gadiformes; Gadidae.
GAGUUCAAGAAUGUGGACGGCGAGGAGUACCAGGCGGACAUGCCCAUGUCCCCGGGUUUCCGUGGCGACUCGGAGGUCUACUUCCUGCCCCUCACCGAGGUCCCGCUGCCCCUGUCCAAGCAGCCGCAGUCCAGCCGCUCCGUUCAUCUGCAGAAGUCGACAGACUUCGGCCGUCACAGCCUUCUGUACCUGAAGGAGAUAGGCCAUGGCUGGUUCGGAAAGGUGUUCCUGGGGGAGGUGAGCGUGGGCCUGGACACCAACCAGGUGGUGGUGAAGGAGCUCAAGGCCAGCGCCAGCGUCCAGGAGCAGAUGCACUUCCUGGAGGAAGCCCAGCCGUACAGGGCCCUGCAGCACCCCGGCCUGCUGCAGUGUCUGGCCCAGCGCACCGAGGUCACUCCCUACCUGUUGGUGAUGGAGUUCUGUCCGCUGGGGGAUGUGAAGGGGUACCUGCGGAGCUGCCGGGCCACUGAAUCCAUCAUCCCUGAGCCUCUGAUCCUGCAGAGGAUGGCCUGCAACAUCGCCUCGGGCCUGCUGCACAUGCACAAGCACAACUUCACUCACAGUGACCUGGCUCUUAGGAACUGCCUGCUGACCGCUGAUGUCUCAGUGAAAAUAGGAGAUUACGGCCUCGCACACACCAAAUACAGAGAUGACUACCACGUGACGUCCGACCAGGUGCAUGUUCCGCUGCGAUGGAUCGCCCCCGAGCUGGUGGACGAGGUCCAGGGAGACCUGCAGAUGGCCAAUCAGACCCCGCCCAGCAACAUCUGGUCUCUGGGGGUGACCAUCUGGGAGCUGUUUGAGCUGGCGAACCAGCCCUACCGACACUACUCGGACCGACAGGUGCUCAGCUACACUAUCAAGGAGCAGCAGCUGAAGCUGGCCAAGCCCCUGCUCAAGGUGCCACUGGCCGAGCGCUGGUAUGAAGUCAUGCAGUUCUGCUGGCUCCAGCCCGAACAGAGACCCACGGCGGAGGAGGUCCACCUCCUGCUCAGCUACCUCUGCGCCAAAGGAGCCAGCGAGGUGGAGGAGGACUUUGAGCGGCGCUGGAACUCCCUACGUCCCACCACCGGAGGACACCACGGCCACAACCACGGCUCCUCCCUCCCGUCCGACCGUCGCCCUCCGUCCUCCCCCUCAGCCUCGUCGUUCCCCCUGCUGGAGCAGUUCUCGGGGAUGGGCGAGGGCUACCAGUCGGAGAGCGGCGACGACAUACUGACGGUGACGGAGACGAGCCACGGCCUCAACUUUGAGUACAAGUGGGAGCAGGCGAGGGCGGAGCAGCACUACCAACCCGCCGCCCAUUCCGACGGCCUGGGUCACCACCGCUGCCACGACGAGUUCUACCCGCCGGGGGGCAUAGUGGGCGGGUGUCCCAUGGAGGGGAUAGGGGCCUCGCCUUCUUACUACCAAACCAAGCACCUCCCUGUCCCAGGGGUGGUGCCUGUCCUCAGUGCCCACAGCCCCUCCUUAGGCAACGAGUACUACAUCCGCAUCGAAGAGCCGGGGGAGUGUAACAUCCAGCUGGACUACGACGUGUGCUCCUACAGCCCCGACUACCAAGGCAGCAGCGGAAGCUUCCUCACCGGAAGCGCUGAAUCCGGGGAAUGCAUGUCCUGUCCCUCGCAGGCAAACAACAUGGGCUCCUAUUGGUCAGCGGACAUCCACAAGGCCGACCUGUACGACUCGCAGGACUCGAGCCCGGCCAUCUCGCUCACCAUGGAGCCCUUACUGGGCCAAGUGUCGGACAGCAGCCCGCUGACGCCGUGGGUCUCCGGCCACUACGUCUCGUACAAGGAACAAGACGGAGGUUACUACUACGAACCGUCACCCCCUCUGGGCAUGGAUCACCGUUAUCUUAUCGGGGACGAUGACCUCCCGGUGGAACCCCUGCAGGAGAGCUGGGGCUCCAGGAGUCUCCGGCAGGCCCUGGGGGAACUGGAGCACCCCCUUAGAGUACCCCCCGUUUUCAACACCUCACCCCAGCAGGUCUACGGAGAGCCCUACCUGGACUCCAGCCAGAGCUCCGUCAUCGGCAGGAACGUCACAGGGGGAUACUACGACAUGAUGGGCUCCUUGCGGAAGACCAUGCCAAGCCACACCAACCACACGAGACACGGCACCCACUCCCUCAGCAUCGACAUGGAGAUGGGCGGGGCGCUGUUCAUCGGACACAGGGACAGCGACACAGAGGACGAGGUGGACGAGGAGGACGUGUUCCUGGAGAGGCACAGCUGUAACACCUGGCCCGCAAAACACGGCCACGGUGUCCCGAGCAGACACAGGCGGGCUAACGGCUGCAGGCAGGACUCUUACGUGGACUUCCACUACACAAUGCCCAGCACAGACAUCGAAGACUCCUGGCCAGAGGAAAAUAGUCUGGCCUUCCAUUCGCUGCCCAAACCCAUUGAGUACCUGGAGCCCAAAGACAACAGUGCCUGCCUCGGUCUGAGCGCGCUCCAAACGUUAGCACCCUCCGACGAUGCCUACAUCUACAUGUGCAAAGAAGGGGAGACCCAGUUGCCUAUGCCUGGCGAGUGUUGUCACUCCCACUUCAUUGACCCACUUACCGGCUUGCUGGUAAGAAACUAUGACCCUGAUGAUUAUGUCACAGACAAGGUCAUCGAGACUCCUAACAGUGACGAGCUGGUCAAUCUAUCGCCUGCUCCCGGGGGACCUGUGGUCAUCAAGAACGCCCCCCUAAACUCUGACAAAAUCACGCAGACAAUGAGCAUCCAAGAGCCAUACAUUGACCUCUCUGCAAGCGACACCACAGAAAAGACGGACAUCUCGGCAAACCACAUUGAGUACGUAGCAGAGGUUUGCAUACCGCUAACGGCUCACGCCGGCUUAGAAAAGCCAGAGACGGAAUCAGAGCUCAGUCUGACGGCGGACAGCGGGGUGGACCGAUGCGGCUCCAGCGUCAGCCUCAUCGACAUCCUGGACUGCAGUGACGACGACGACGGCAACGACACCACGGACGACACCACGGACGUCACCUCCGGCAUCUUUGCGGACGAAUCGAGCGAGCUUACGGCAUCGCCUGUCAUCAAGUCCCUGCAGAAGCCGAGUGGAACCCCCGAUUCCAUGGAUUCCAUGGAGCUCCUGUCUGUGGGCGGGUGCUUUGAGGGCUUUGCCCUUCCGCCUGCCAAACCCGCCAACUCCCCCCGGGCUAUGGACAGCGGCUACGACACGGAGAACAACGAGAGUCCAGAGUUUGUCCCCAAAGAGCCCCAUGAGCCCCGUGAACCGUCUGAGGGGAAGAAGACCACCCUCUACCCCAGUCUCGACGAGGAGGAGGAAAUGGAGGAAGAGGGGCUCAGAGCUGAUGCGGUUCCGGUAGAAACAAGCGAACAGUCGGUCUCUGAAGAUGCAUGUGUAGAAUCCUCAACGACUGGGGAUAACACACUCAUUCCACUGAGUAAAAAGAUUCCUUACAGAGACUCUGCCUACUUCUCAGACUAUGAGAGCGAGAGACAGUCCAGGGAUGAAGGGGAUGAAGCUGUUGAGAUAGGAAGAGAGGGGGAAACGAUUACAGACACUGAGUGCAUGGUAGAGAGAAAUCUCGAUAACACGAGGGAGGAGGAAUUAGAGGACCGCGAUGCCCUUGAGAUGAACAUAGAAUCCAACAGAGCAACCAGUCUCUUGUGCAUCGUGGAGGAUGAGCAUAUGGAGGGAUCUUUUCAGUCCUCUGAGUCAGAGUUGGCCGAAUUGGAAGAGUGGCCAUCCCAGGACGAGAACUCCUCCCUGGGGGACUGGGCGGCAGAAGUGGUGGGAGCCAUGGAGGAAGCUCUUGGCGCUCUCGGUGAGGAGAGGAUCAGGGCAGAGCAGGAGAAAGAAUUGAGCAGCAGAGACUUCCUUCAAGAUUCAGAGGAGGCGGAAGAGGCUGAGCAGACACAGAGCGAACUCGCCGGAGGAUUGAGUGAAAACUCCUCCACCUUAGCCAAAGACAAGAUGGUGGCAUUGGAGUACGGUACCCCCCGCCGGUUCUCCUCUUCCUCCCCCCCGCCUCCCUCUAGUCCCCUCCCUUCGCUGCCCCCGUCUCCGGGCCGGGCUACCCCCGGCGACGCAGAGGAUGCUGACAAGGAGGACGCCGACUCUGACGACAGCGAGGAGUCGGACGAGGAGCUGCGCUCGUACAGCAUGCAGGAGCAGAGCGGCGGCGAGGAGAGCGAGGACGAGUGCUACCCCGUGCCCGUCGUCGUGAGCGACACCAGCGACGCCCACAACCUGAGAAGCCUCCUCAAGGUUCCCAGCGUUACCACCCCGGACGGCAUGGACGACGCUCUGGAGAACAAGAAGAAAGUGGUGUCCUUCUUUGAUGAUGUCACCGUCUAUCUGUUUGAUCAGGAGAGUCCCACCAAGGAGUUGGUUGAGCAUGGCUUUCUCUCAGGAGAGGACGGUCGAGGUACACCGAUGAGACCCCAGGAGAAGGUGCAGGCCCCGUCAGACGACUCCUCAGACGGGAACGUCUCGGAAGAGAGUGCCGGCUACGAGUGGGAGGACGACUUCUCCCUGCUGCCUCUGCCCACAUCCAAGAUGGUGUCCGACUCCCCUCCCCCGCCACGCUCCACCCCCCUGCCACCGGGGCCCCAGCCCGCCGCCAAGUUCUCCCGCUUCACCGUCUCGCCGUCUAGUGUUUCCCGCUUCUCAAUCACGCAUGUGUCAAACUCGGACGUGGACUCGGCGUGAGUCAAUACGUUCUCCCGCAGGAAGUACGGCAGAGCUGGCGACCAAACAUCGCUUGUAGGUCACUUUGGAGGAGGGCGUCGAAGCACUCAACGGAUGGAUGUGGAACGUGCAGGGGAAGAACCGACAGCAGCCCGGUGGAGACCAGACCAGUGGGCCUACUGGGAGGUCUUCUUCUGGCCUGGGUUUUACCCUCAGAGACAGAACCUCCUCUCCUUCAUAGACACGCUCCUCCCGACCGGGAUACGGAGUCAAGAUCAUCCUUUUUAAAUUAUUUAAAAGAGGGUAUGGUAAUAUGUAUGUGGUUUCCAAAAAAUAGAUUUAAAAAUAAAAAAAUACAUAAAUUAUAAAUAUAUAAAUAUAUGUAUGUGUGUAAAGAAGAAUCAAUUAUUGGGCUGGGGAUGCAGCACAAUUCUGUUUAUUUUUGGAAGAUAAAGGCAUAAUGGAAGGAGAGGUCUUUGAAAGCCAUUGCGUGUGUUGUUUAGUUUUAAUUGCCAACAGUUAGUAUUAUUAUUAUUAUGAAUGUGUGGAGCCAGCCGGGGAUUUCAGGUAAGGCGAGUUAUACUCCAAAUACCAAGACAAACAUUGACUGGGAUUUUCUACGAUCACUGAUCAGCUCCGGAAGAGGACUGUUGGACCAUCUGAGGACGUCUUUUGUUUUUGUGAGAACCUUUCUGUUAUCUUGUCAACGUGGAUAUUUCCUGAAAAUCCUUGAGGUAUCAGAAGUAAUACAACGUGUGUACUUGGGGGAAAUUUCAGGAAACAGGAAUCAAAAUGGACGCCCAAGUGUUUUACAAGCAAAGUCCAAACUUCUAGGAAAGGUAUACAGGGGUACAGCAUGACUGUAUUAAAAACACAAAUAAAAAAAUAGCUCAUCCUGCUUGGACGAUGGAUGUUUUAAUCUAAGUUUCUUUUAUUAUAAAAGUAAUAUCAGGACCUGAUACUGUAGCCUACUGUUUAAAUGUGUCUCCAAUGCUUACCACAUGAUGGAGAUGAAGAGUUGUCAGUCUCUCUCUCUCUUUGUCUCUGUCUUUGUCUCUGUCUCUGUCUCUGUCUCUGUCUCUGUCUCUCUCUCUCUCUCUCUCUCUCUCUCUCUCUCUCUCUCUCUCUCUCUCUCUCUCUCUCUCUCUCUCUCUCUCUCUCUCUCACACACACAUACAAACACACUCUGUACUAUGAACUAUGGAGCAGUAAAGAGACUUGCGUCUUAUAAGGGAUUUGAAAUGCCUCUCUAGUUCAUCGCUUCAGUUUCCAACAAUGUCCCGUAUCCAAACCCUGUUGUCAAUCAGGGGUCAUGAUGACGUACUCAUUAUCUCGUAAUCGACGGGUCACCUGGCAACAUGGGGUUUUCCUGGGAGCAACCAUCCAUUUGAAUACGUGUGUCCUGUGCGAUAAACAAUACGUUUGAUGGCAAUGUUUGAUUACGUCAACAAAAUAAGUCAGGAAGCGGCACUAAGCUUUGAGUGUCUAGACCACCUCACCGCAUCAUUUGUUAGGAUCUGUUUUGGCCUGGCCUCUCCUCACCACUAUGACCUGCUGUAUAUAAGCUACACUGACCUCCUCUCAGACCUUUUGUAUUAACAAGCCGAGAGUACAGUUGAAACUUUUCUUUUCUUUUCUCGCUCCAUAAUAUCUCUGUCUCGUACUUUAAAAAGCAUAAGUGCUUUCAUCAUACAAAAGUGAUUACAGGAGGACAGCAAGCAAACAGAAAGCACCUUUUAAUAGAGCAUUGAUUCACAGAAUAUCAUUGACUGGGCUUUGUUUGACAAGUCUGUUUCUUUGUCGAUAUUGAACGGUAAAAACCCAGACAGCCCUGGGUGUUCUCGUUCGGUUCUCUUCUCUGUUCUCUACUAUGGGGUCAUUAGAACCAUAUUUGUACUUGUGUUCUGUCUCUUUGUUAAUGGAAGGAAGGGACUUUUGCUGUUUCCAAGCGAUCACGGAAUCACGGAAGAAGAGAAAUACGACUCGGGACGUCUGGAAACGGUUUGCGGUCGUCGGAACAUGCUUGUACCGUUUUUACAUGUUUUUUCUCGGAAUGCUUCAAACUUCUGUAUUCGUUUAGCGUAGAACCAUCUGGAACACUGGGGGUGAACCUUACAUCCCAUGACCACAUCAAAAUAUGUUUCUUUCUUUCUAAAAAUGUUGAUGUAUUGUAACUGUGGACGAGUAAAAAAAAAAAAAAGGCAUUAUAAAAGGCGAUUUCUUGUCUGUCUGUAGUUGCCAAAGAGAUGUGUUUUAUUGUCCCCGGGGCCCCAGAAACUGGUGCAUUGGUAUGAUGUCGAAUCCAUAGAGGAGGGGGGACAGGGGACUCUGGGGAGGGGAUGUCUUGGCCUUGUAACUGCUGAUGAAAUGCCCUCAGGACCAGAGUUUGAGACCCCAUGGGUGAAACGUGUUCCUCACAAACACCGGACACUCACUCACACUCUGUACCUUUGAUCAAAAGCGGAAUAAAGUUUGGUUUAUACAUCGUA